AUGGUCAAGGGGACGGUUCCAGAUACGCAUAAACUAUCCAAGAGGUCUAGGGCACAGAAGAGAAGACGAGAUGCGCAGCUCAAUAAGCCCUUCCCGAAGGAUCACAACCCGCAUGAGUGGGUUGACAAGGAGAUUCAUGAGAACUCCUUGAAGUACUUCAAUACGGAUCCUAACAACACGAACUGGGAAGAUAAUCUGAGAGCCAAGAUGAUGGAGCCUAUGCCGUUACAGCCAUGGGUUGAUACGACAAGUCCAAAAACAGAAGAGGAGAUUGUCAAGGAACGAGUCACAGAAGCUCUCAAGGAUUGGCCCUGGAGAGAAAGCAAUAGGCAACCUAUUAUGAUUGGCCCUCAUAUGUUUAAUAACAUGCCUCGAAGCGAAGAUGAUAUUCGACCACCUGUUGAGGCUGGUGAAGGCUGUGAUCAAAAACAAAGUCUCUUCUUCACUAAAAUUGUCGCUCACGCAGAUAUCUUUUCGAUGAUCAUGAAAUUAGUGUGUGCUCAUCAUGAUUCGGCUUGGAAGUUUGGGGCUACUUGCAUUGAAGCUUAUAACCAGAUGGUUUACUCUUUCAUGGUAAGAUAUGUUCAGCUCUUCCCAAAUUUCCUGGAUGGCCUUGGGAUGGAUACCGUCUAUCUGAACAUCCUGGGAUAGACAAUCUUAUCAAGCAUUUCUUUUCAAAUGUCGCCAAAAUUGAAUAUACGCUAACUUUCACGUAGGACUUCUGGGACAUGUCAAAAGGCUGGUUUAACCAAUGCUCCCGCACAAAAGAACUCAAAGACGAAAAUAACAAGGUCUGCAAUCGAUCCGUAUGCCCAGUCCUCAUCGUCUCUGCAACACGUCACCAAAGUCUGAAAAGCCCCAACAAACCACGACCAAGUUACAGAACCCAGUUGAAUAGCAUGUUCAAACUUUGUAAGUGGCUGCCAUCUCCCAUCUCCUAUCUCAAUCUCCCUAAUGGGCAUGAAAAAAAAUAGGCAACGCUGUUCGCAACGUUCAUGAUAACAUCCGAACCCUUCAUUUCCACAACGUGCCAUUUCUCACUGACAGUAUACUUGCUUUGUUGAUCCCGACCAUGCGCAACUUGACCAAUCUUGGUGUUUACAAAUGUCAGCUCUUACAUAUCGGGCAUGCUCUUCCUCUCCUCGGCAUUAUUACUCUCGACCGCCCUAAAGGAAAAGAGCACCAAGUAAACCUCGAUUUCUACCCCAACUUCCACAUCGGUCCCGUCGAAACCGGUAAGCCGUGGGAGAUGGGAGGGUUUGGUGUUACGUGGGACAAUUGGAAUCGAGACUCUCGUCUGGCCAUUUGGCAGCUGGUUUCGCAUAUCUUACCAAGAGCUAGAAGUCAGGGUAUAGAUAUGGAGUCUCCUUGGACUGGGUUCCGAAAGUGGCUUGAUGAUGGCCCUUGUUGGAGGGUUGAGCAGACUUUGAAGGUAAUGAUGGAUCCGAAGGUUGGGCCGAGGGAGUUUGCAGCUCAGGUUGAUGCCGGGAAUAUUUUACAUCAUGGGAGUGUAGAGAUGAUGUUCAAUUAUAAGAGGACUAUUCUAUCGGGUGGCAUGGAAUGGUGAGUUCGCCCCUUCCUUCUCUUUUCUGUUAUUGUGUAUCGAGUAUCUCCAUAUGCAUGAACAUUACGCAAUCUUUCCCGACAAGCUAACAAACGUACACAGGGCUGAAAGUGUCUACGAUUGCGCUCACUGCGGUCCCAAUCUCGGCAUCUUCUUCUUCUACCUUGAGAUCCGAAACCAACGAAUCUUCAGCGAGCAACCUACCUGUCUGGGCUGUCAACUAACCAUGGUCCUAGAUGGAGAAAAAGACCACUUUAAAUUCCAUAAACGCAAAAUUAUCCGAAAUUGGCUUUCUAACAUUCAACUCAACGACGACGGCAGUUCAACUCGCGUAUGGAACUACAACAACCUCGCGCAAGCUAUCGCCGAGUUCCAAAACGAAAAGAAGAAUAAGCGAGGCGGGAAGCUCAAGAAUCCGGAUUCCAACACCAGGAAGAAUAUUAAGGAGUGGGGGACGUCGUUGGAUGAGAUGCGUCAGAAGUGGAUUGAAGAGAAGGAGUGGGAUCGAGAGGUAGAGGAGAGACAAGAGCCAUAUACCAAGGAUGAGAUGGGGAGACGCGGAGAGAAGAUGAGGAGUCCGCGGAUUGGGGAUAAGAAGCAGGAUCCGAUGGUAUUGCCGCCAGAGGAGAGAAAGUGGCAUGCUGUCAGGGCGGAUGAGAGAUAUGCGCAUGGGUAUAUGUGGUGA
Molecule: messenger RNA, 2249 nt
Organism: Hymenoscyphus albidus
Lineage: Eukaryota; Fungi; Ascomycota; Leotiomycetes; Helotiales; Helotiaceae
Source: the annotation of a GenBank genome assembly